Necator americanus (New World hookworm) is the source of this 3027-nucleotide messenger RNA. RefSeq lists its product as uncharacterized. The record is from RefSeq and is a predicted model, not a curated record. Gene Ontology annotation, biological process: translation; glutamyl-tRNA aminoacylation. NCBI's taxonomy places the organism in Eukaryota, Metazoa, Nematoda, Chromadorea, Rhabditida, Ancylostomatidae. Gene Ontology annotation, molecular function: glutamate-tRNA ligase activity; ATP binding. Bases 1 to 3027 code for a protein of 1008 amino acids. Gene Ontology annotation, cellular component: cytosol; methionyl glutamyl tRNA synthetase complex; cytoplasm. The transcript has 22 exons.
AUGGGCAAAAUGGUUGCAAUGCAGCGUAAUCUCAUUGUAAACGCGAAACCCGGUGAAGCUCCCUAUGCGACAGUCCUAACGCUUGCUGCUGGUGGAUGUAAUCCUAAACUUUCUAUCAACUUCACUGAUCGAGAGCAGCCAGGCUUAAAUGUAGACGGAUUUGUCAUCGGCAACGAUGUGACCAUUGCUAGACUGGUUGCUCAAAGCCUUGGUGUCCCUGAAUUCUUUGGAACUACGUGUUUUGAACUUGCAAAGAUUGAUGAAGUUCUCACCUUGUGCGAGCGUGUGGUAGAUGGAUUCUUGAUCGAUGACGAAGUGUUAUCUAGUGUUCAGUUUAGCAGAUCCGGAACCCUAUUCGAAGGACGCAUCACUGUUGGAGAUGUGGCACUGUGGAGCUUGAUAAUUAAGAACCCAUCUUUAGAAAAGAAGUUCUCGACUUUGUUUGAUGCAGUCCUUAAAGAUCGUCGUUUUGUGCCAGCCCAUGCAAUGGUGGGCAAAUUCGUUACACAAACUAGCAAGCAGCAGCCGAAAGAGAAGCAAAAGGAUGAGGGCAAAUUUGUCGAGCUUCCAGGAGCUGAGAUGGGUAAAGUGGUAGUACGCUUCCCACCUGAAGCUAGUGGCUAUUUACACAUUGGUCAUGCUAAAGCAGCGUUACUGAAUCAAUAUUAUCAGCAAACUUUUGAUGGACAGCUUAUCAUGCGAUUCGAUGACACUAACCCUGCUAAAGAAAAUGCACAUUUUGAGAAGGUGAUUAAAGAGGAUCUUGCUAUGCUGAACAUUAGCCCUGAUCGUUGGACUCAUUCAUCGGAUCAUUUUGAAAUGAUGCUACAAAUGUGCGAAAAACUAUUGAAAGAAGGAAAGGCAUUUGUUGACGACACCGACACAGAAACCAUGCGGAAAGAAAGAGAAGAACGUAUUGAGAGCAAGAAUAGAAAUGCUUCACCAGAAACUAAUCUCGCAUUGUGGGAAGAAAUGAAGAAGGGUUCCGAAAGAGGGAUGCAGUGUUGUGUUCGCAUUAAAAUCGAUAUGCAAUCGAAUAAUGGGGCAAUGCGAGAUCCUACGAUUUACAGGUGCAAACCGGAGGAGCAUGUGCGCACGGGGACAAAGUACAAAGUUUAUCCAACAUACGACUUUGCUUGCCCUAUCGUGGACAGCGUGGAGGGAGUAACUCACGCUCUGCGUACGACUGAAUAUCAUGACAGAGAUGACCAAUAUUAUUUCAUUUGUGACUCUCUUGGACUUCGCAAACCAUAUAUUUGGUCGUAUGCUCGACUAAAUAUGACCAAUACGGUGAUGAGUAAGAGAAAGCUGACAUGGUUUGUGAAUGAAGGACAUGUUGAUGGAUGGGAUGAUCCUCGUUUUCCAACUGUACGUGGAGUGAUGCGUCGAGGGAUGACUGUAGAGGGAUUACGCCAAUUUAUUAUAGCACAAGGUGGAUCACGCUCGGUAGUUACAAUGGAAUGGGACAAGAUAUGGUCGUUCAAUAAAAAAGUCAUUGACCCUGUUGCCCCCAGAUAUACUGCCCUGGAAUCUACAUCGCUUGUUCCUGUUUUCAUCUCAACACCAGUGACCGUAGAGCAUGUGCAGGUUCCACUUCAUCCAAAGAAUCCUGAUGUUGGCACCAAGACUAUUUGGCGCAGUGCAAAGCUGUUGAUAGAGCAGGUAGAUGCUCGCGAAAUGAAAUCCGGUGAUACUGUUACAUUUGUCAAUUGGGGCAACAUCAAGAUUGUGUCUGUCGAAAAGAACCAAAACAGAGUAGCUCAAAUCCACGCGGUUUUGGAUCUCGCCAAUCAGGACUUCAAGAAAACAAUGAAAGUGACAUGGAUUGCUGAAGCUGAAGAAGACAGUGCAGGAACGAUACCAGUAAUGACUGUUGAUUACGAUCAUAUCAUCAGUAAGGCUAUUAUCGCUAAAGAGGACGACUGGAAGAAUUACAUCAACUACAAUUCUGUGCAUUACACGAAAAUGAUGGGCGAACCAGCCCUACUGGACGUGAAGAAAGGCGAUAUAAUCCAGCUGCAACGCAAAGGCUUCUACAUUUGUGAUCAUGUGUAUCAAAAGAAGAGCGAAUUUAGUGGUGUCGAAACACCUCUCCUGCUCAUAUACAUUCCUGAUGGACAUGUAAAAGAAACCGUCAAUAAGGCUCAGCAGAGUGCCGAUGUCCAACCCAGUGUUCCCACACCACAAACUGGUUCACUCGAUGCUCUUGCUUUGUACAAGCAAAUUGAAGCCCAGGGAAACACCGUGCGCACUUUAAAAGGAGAAGAUCCGAAGUCGGAUGCGACGAAGCAAGCAGUGCAAAAACUCCUCGAGUUGAAGAAACAGUAUAAAGAUGUUUGCGGGCAGGAGUACAAACCAGGGCAGCCACCAGCGGAAUCUGCAGCCAAGAAUGCAACAAAUACCGCGGAAUCUGCAGCCAAGAAUGCAACAAAUACCGCGGAAUCAGCAUCAACACUUUUUGCUGCAAUUGAGUCACAAGGAGAGCUCGUCCGCAACGAAAAAGCUAAGGAUGCGAAAUCUGAGGCUACAAAGGCUGCAAUAGCAAAACUACUGGAUUUGAAAAAACAGUAUAAGGAGAAAACUGGACAGGAUUACAAGCCUGGGCAAUCCCCGGCAACUCCCACCGCUACAGCUACUGCCGCUGCCCCUGCUGAUGUGUCCGCUCUUUACUCUGAAAUAGAAGCGCAGGGUGAAAUUGUUAGACAGGAGAAGGCUAAGGAUGCGAAAUCGGAGGCUGCGAAAGCUGCUAUCGCUAAGUUACUUGAACUAAAGAAACAGUACAAGGAAAAAUCUGGUCACGAUUAUAAACCAGGACAACGUCCAGCAGCCAGUACAUCGAUCCCUUCAUCCGACACAGCUACCGAUGAAAGUACUCUUUACAAUGAAAUUCAGGCUCAAGGAGAACUUGUACGAAAAGAAAAAGCUAAGGAUGCUAAAUCGGAAGCUUCAAAAGCUGCUAUAGCUAAAUUACUUGAGCUGAAAAAGCAAUAUAAAGAAAAAACGGGAAAGGAGUACAAACCUAAGUAA